AGAAGUUUGCGUUCCCCUUUUGCCGUAGACAGUUGCCACUCAGACAGAACAGCCAUGGGGCUCGCUUUCACCAAGAUAUGGCAGCGGAUGAUUGGAAAGCAGGAGAUGCGUAUCCUCAUGGUUGGUUUGGAUGCCGCAGGUAAGACGACCAUCCUCUACAAGCUGAAGCUAGGUGAAGUUGUCACCACCAUUCCAACCAUCGGAUUCAACGUGGAGACCGUGGAGUACAAGAACCUGUCCUUCACCGUGUGGGACGUGGGAGGCCAGGACAAGAUCCGCCCCCUGUGGCGCCACUACUACCAGGGAACCAAUGGGCUCAUCUAUGUGGUUGACAGCAAUGACCGCGAUCGUAUCGAAGACGCCCGCGAAGAACUCACCAAGAUGUUGAACGAGGACGAGAUGCGCGAUGCGGUGCUUUUGGUCUUUGCCAACAAGCAGGACUUGCCACAGGCCAUGACCGCCGCAGAGGUCACAGAGAAGUUGGGUCUUCACAACUUGCGCCAUCGCCAGUGGUUCAUUCAGUCUGCCUGCGCCACUACGGGUGAUGGCUUGUACGAAGGUUUGGAUUGGCUUUCCCGCACCUUGUCCUCCAAGCGCUGAGCAGCCCAUUGGGGACUGCUUGGCAAACACUGACCAGAAGGGUUGGAAGUCUCCCAGCAAACUGGGGCGUGUCCUUGUGUAGUGGAUGCGAGUCAGAAUGUAUCGGGGGGGUUCUAGUCCUUCGGCAUGUCCCUCUGUAGCCGGAUAUGUCUGGUCGGAUACUGCAGGUCUGAUAUGGAAAA
Molecule: messenger RNA, 782 nt
Organism: Cladocopium goreaui
Lineage: Eukaryota; Dinophyceae; Suessiales; Symbiodiniaceae
Source: the annotation of a GenBank genome assembly